AUGGAGGCGCCUUCGCUGGAUAGGGCAGAGGUAAGCCCUGCAGCAGCAGCAGCAGCACCAGCACCAGAAGCACCACGCCCCAUUUCCGCUGCCGCUCAAGGUACACCAAGGGCCUCGGAUGCAGAGACUGUUCAAAGAAGCAGCAGCAGCAAACAAGCUGAAGCAGCAGAUAGCCGCAAACGUGGGGGGCCCUCAGCUGCUGCAGACGAGCGGGUUGCGGUGCGCCGGCGUCGCAACUCAGCAGCAGCGGCAGCAAAACCAGCAGCAGAAACUCCAGCAACAGCAGCAGCAACAGCAUCAGACACUGCAUUAUACGCUGCUGUAGCAGCAAUAGCAACAGACGCUGCAGAAGCAGCAACAACAAACGCUGCAACAGAAGCAGCAACAGACUCUGCAGCAGCAACAGCAACAGACGCUGCAGCAGCAACAGCAUCACACGCUGCAGCGGCAGCACCAACAGACAUUGCUGUUAGGCGAAGCCCCGCUCAGUCUCCGCAAGCGCAUAGGCUUGAGCCUAGUGCUGCUGCUCCUGCAGCAAGAGCCAGAGCAGCAAGAGCAGAUCCAAACAGCCCCUCUCAGCCAACUGGCAGCCGCAGCAGCAACAGCAGCAGCAACACCAGAAGCGAUGGCAGCAGCAGCAGCAACAGCAGCAACACCGGCAGCAGCAAAAGCACCGACCGUCCUGUGGAUGUGGCUGUAGCCUCCAGGCCCACCAGUCCUUGUGUUCGUGAGGCAGCAUCGCAGCAGCAGCAGCAGCAGCAACUUCCAGAGGCAGAAGGAGGCUCUGACACCUUUUACUCUGCCCCUCAAACUCCACGAGUGGCUCCAGCUGAGGCUACCUCAGCUGCAACGCCUGCUGCUGCGGCUGCUGCUACGUCUGCUGCUGCAGCUUCUGCGGGUGCUUCUCCUGCUGCUGCUUCUGGGCCUGCUGCUGGUGCUUCUGCUGCUGCUGCUGCACGGGUUGUGGAUGGCGCUGCUUCCGGUUCCACCGAAGAAGCAGCAACAACGGAUGCAGCAGCACCCGAAGCAGCAGUAAGAGCUACAGCGCCAGCAGCAGACGAUGCCCUUCGCUUGACUGUGGACCCCUCAGGCUCUGUGCCCAGCCAGCUGCAACCAGCAGCAACAGCAGCAGCAGCAGCAGCAGCGUGUGGAGGGUGGCUAAACUCUCAGCCCUUUCCCUUCUCUCUCUUCGAUACACAACUCGACCAGCAGCAGCAGCAACAGCAGCAGCAACAGCAACACCAGCAGCAGCUACACCCGUUUUAUUGUCAGAACUUCGCGGGGAAUGCCUCAUCUCCGCCUCAAGCAGCAGCAGCAACAGCAGCAGCUGCUGCUGCCGCUGCCGUUGCAGACGGUCCCCCUGACUUGCCGUGGGACAGCAGCAGCAGCAGUUGCUGCUGCAGCAACAACUCCAGCAGCAGCACCAGAUACACGCUAAGCGGCUCCAUUGCUGCGUUGCUGGCUCAUUACGCCGGCUGCGACCCAAAGGCCAACAGAAUUGAGGACGCGCUGCUGCUGGUGCUGCGGCUGGAGAGUCUGCAGCAGCAGCAGCAACAACAACAACAACAGCAGCAGCAGACGCAAACAAAACAAGUAGAUGACUUGCUGCAAUGGAGGUUUGUGCUGCUUCAGGUCGGAGGCAACUUCGCGAAGUACCUAAGUGUUCUCCUGGCAGAGGGAGACGAGCUGGUGCUGCAGCAAGCUUUUGUAUUGCCACUAUCUCCCGCUGUUUGGGCGUAUAAAUCCCUCCAAAGAAAAGCAAUAGAAAUCUGCGGGCCUGGGGGCCCCCCAUUGGUUGGUCAAGCUCCUGGUGCGGCUGCUCAGCAGCAGCAGCAGCAGCAACAACAGCAGCAGCAGCAACAACAGCAGCAGGGCCUGCCUGAGUGGCUGCAGGAGGGACUGCUCUGCACCACGAGUCUUUUCGUCCUUGUUGACGAUGCCCCUGAGGCAGCGGUGCACGUGAGGCCUCCUGGAGUCAGCAGGGGUUUGCUGCUGAAUGGAUUCUGCUUCCGCUUAGCCUGCGAUGUCUUAAGCCCACCGCAGUGGGUGCAGCAGCGGCUGCCUCGCGCGCUGCUGCAGCACCUAAUGCCGCAGUUGCAGCAGCAGCAGCAACAGCAGCAGCAGCAGCAAGAAGCGGAUUCAGAAGAGCCGGCUGCCCUAGCUGCAGCUGGCGAACACACGCAGCAGAUGCAGCAGCAGCAGCAGCAGCAAAGGUUGAGGGCAGCAAGACAGCAUGUUUAUACGCCUCUUUCGCACAUACAAAAGAGUGAUGUAGUAGAUGUCUACUGCGUCUACUGGGAAAUGCGGAGAGCGCCUCAAGAAACCGACACGGUGUGCUACAUGAACGUUCGGGUUGUAGACGAUUCUCUUCCCGUGCCUCUCGAGCGCCACAAGGCAGCUGAAUUCAGCCUACAGCUGCACUUCAAAGAGGGAGGGGGAGGCCGGUUCUUUGUCUUCACUUCACGCUACACUGCGGACUUGAGGACCCUCUACCGCAGAGGGGAGGGAGCGUUUGGCGAUGUUGUUGUCCGGGUCGUAAAGGCCUGCUACGGACCAGCCCUCAGUGCCUCAUCGCCCCCGUCAAGCAGCAGCAGCAGCACGGCGUGCUGCUGCAGCUACUGGCUGCUGGUGGAAGACGCUUCGUGGGUGGGGGGUGGGGUUGCAGUAGUUUCUGUCUCCUCUUUGCUGCUGCAACACUUAGCCUGCUGCGGAGACAGCGCGCUGCAGCAGGGAGAAUGGCUAAGACUGCGCAAUGUCUCCUUCUUAAGACAAGAUUUAAACGACAGCAACGGGGGCCUCUUGGCUGCUCUGGGGUGGACCUCCCCCGACAGGGCUCAGCUCACUCGGCUACCCCUUUGGUGUGCUGACGUGGUAGAGCGGCGCGCCCUCCUCAGAGAAUCCAAACGCAAGUUGCAGCAAUUCCGGCAGCAGCAGCAGCAGCAGCAGCACCUUUUGCAGCAGCAGCAGCAACACCAACAGCAGCAUCUGCAGCAGCAACAGCAGCAAGAGCAGCAGAACCUGCUGCAGCAGCAACACACGGAUGACCUGAUGGAUGAGGUUUUUGUGGACACGAUGCAGUCGAAUCAGCAGCAGCAGCAGCAGCAGCAAGAGCAGCAAUUGCUGCAGCAGCAACACGGACAGCAUCAGCAACAACAAAUUUUUCAAAGCUCAUGUGGAGCUGGUGGUAACGGGCCUAAUCAUCAUCAGGAGCAGAAGCAACAGCUGCUGCAGGAAGAACAACAACAACGGCAGCUGCAGCAGCAGCUGCAGCAGCAACUACAGCAGCCACAAGGAGCUUCUCUCUCGUUGUGCUUUGCUUUUGCAGCUCCGCAGCAUUAUCGGGGGGUUGGGGCGCAGCAGGCUACGCAGGAGCCCGGCUUCACUGUGCUGCUGGAGGGAGUUGGCUUUUGGGGCUUUGGGGAGGCGGAAGGCCUCAAUGCCUCAGACCCCUGCACAUGGCUUGCUGCUGCAUGCGUUGCGUGCUGCACUCCAGCACAACGUAUCUUCAGCAGUAGCAGCAACACGGGCUGCUGCAAAACUUGCGGGCAUGAAGACCUCGUGCUGAGCUACGAUUUGCCGUUGCUGAUGCGGGAUGAGGCGGAGGCGGUGGUGUCUGUCCACCUUAGAGACCCCCACGGCUGCAUGUUCUCCAUCAUCAGCGACGGUGGCAUCGCGCCUCCCGCCUCGCUGCUGCGGCCUGAGGUGCGGGUGUUGCUACUGUCUCUCUUUAAAGGCCUUGCCUACCCUUAUCAGCUGCAAACGCUGCCUACACACCCCAGCGCGCUUCCUGCAGAUGACUCCGGCAGCAGCAGCACCAUACAGGGAAGGCGGCAUUCAGUGCUGCUGCGCUUAGUCAGGCAGCAGCAAACAGGAGAGCCACAGUGGGUGCUUGUGGAGCCCUGUCUCCUUAGCUACUCUAUAGAGUCUAUGCAGUGUACAGACAGCUGCAGUAAAGGGCCUUAA
Molecule: messenger RNA, 3963 nt
Organism: Eimeria acervulina
Lineage: Eukaryota; Apicomplexa; Conoidasida; Eucoccidiorida; Eimeriidae
Exons: 12
Coding region: 1-3963 (1320 amino acids)
Source: RefSeq, a predicted model, not a curated record